Messenger RNA from Acaromyces ingoldii, 1247 nucleotides. RefSeq lists its product as hypothetical. Gene Ontology annotation, biological process: transcription elongation by RNA polymerase II. The record is from RefSeq and is a predicted model, not a curated record. Bases 16 to 1059 code for a protein of 347 amino acids. NCBI's taxonomy places the organism in Eukaryota, Fungi, Basidiomycota, Exobasidiomycetes, Exobasidiales, Cryptobasidiaceae. The transcript has 2 exons. Gene Ontology annotation, molecular function: protein binding. Gene Ontology annotation, cellular component: elongin complex; nucleus.
CCCUGAGCGGCUCCAAUGGUUGAUUUCUUUGACGAUACGGGCUCAAACCCACGUGUGUUCGAGAGAGCGCGAGUUGCCCAGAUAGGUGGAGGAAAUGAUGUGAACCUCGAGAAACCAAAGAACGCUCUUUUGGAAACGGCGAUCCAACGUAAGCAAAGGUACGAGAGCAAGUCCCAGGACCCACAACAAGCAGAAGGAAGAAAGGCGAGGACGAUGAAGGACUGGCAGAGGUCGCCAGAGCCGCCAGGCAUGAUGGGUCCUGGACCAAGCACGAGUGUGCACGAUGCUCUGCCUGCAGCCUCGUCUGCCCAUCCCGACCCGUCCUCCUCCUCCUCCUCCUCCUCGUCUGGCCCCUUGCUCUCCUCCUCUGCAACGGCGGGGCCCUCACGGACACAGCCGCGAAAAGUGGACCUGACGCUGUCGGAAAUGUGCAAGCGGACAAUCAUCCGACGGCUCAACGACUACGAGUCGUUUGGCAACUUGCCCUUUCGCGUCCUCCGGCCGAUCCUCGAACGGGCUACUCCGCGGCAGCUCUUCAGCCUCGAGCAGGAGUCUCCGCAUCUGAUCGAGGAGGCAGACUACAUCUGGAAGAAGAUCUGCCUCGCGGAGUUCCCAGAGGUCCGACGGUCGCUGCUCCAUCAAGAGGGCGGCAGUGGCGCAGACGAGCCCCCGACGACGACGACGGAGCCAACGGCAGAAAAAGGAGACACGGGGAGGAAACGCAAGUGGCGCGAUGUGUACGUCGACACACUGGGGAAAAAGGAAGAGGUCAAGCGGCAGGCGGCAAAGCGGCUCAAGGAGAGGUACGGGCAGCAGCGCGAGGACAAGGAGAGGAGCAAGGUGCAGGUCGUCAGCACGCCGCGGCUGAGCGCUGGCAGGGGCACGAGGAAGCGAGGCGGAGGCACGAGUGGGGGGACUGGGGCGACGACGACAGGGCAGAAGCUGCUGAACAAGGCGAGGGCACAGGGGCAAGCGAGGUCAAAACUCACGCUGUCGUCGGGGCCCUCUUCGUCAUCAUCUUCAUCGUCGUCGGCCUCGCUGCCGAAGAGGCGAUUCUGAGUCUGCCAUCAGCGAGCGAGCUUCAGGGGUGGACCGUCGUUGUUGAUGCUGCUGUAUCUAUUCGUUGCCACUACUACUGCCCCUUUUUCCUGCUCAAUGUAUUCUUGUCGGAAGGUGUCUUUCUGGGCUACCACUACCGUCAGUGCUGUGUGACGGAUUAAAGCUCUUCCGUCUUCCUGCGCCAUCUU